AUGACGUCACAACAAUGCGACGGCCGCUGUCAUGUAACAUGUGAACCGGUGGAGGUGCAGAAUUGUCUAAAAUACCCCGUAUUGAGGUUCUUAAUUGGCCGCACACAUAAUGAGCCAACGGCUGCUCCUGCGAUCACGUCUCGCCUGUGUCCUGCUGUGGCCGCGGAGCUGCACAGGACGCCUCUCUGGGCCUCCACCUCCUCCAGACUUAUGUGUGACGCAAUGACAGUAAAGAAAGAAGAGCUACCUGCACGUACCCAUCUGGACGACCUGACAGAUAAGGCUGUCGUACCAGAGGACAUCCUGCAGGCCUGGGAAGAGAAUUCAGGAACAGGGAACCAAGCCGCAAUAACUCUUAAAAAGUGGACUCAUUUAGUGAUUAAAACAAGAGGAAGGUUUAAGGAUCAACCCCCUGAAAUGCUUGCAGAUCCAAGGCUGAAGGACAUGAUGAGCACUCUAUCUCAGCAGGUGUCGUUAGUGUGGAACAGCACGCUGGUGUCUGCGCUGCAGGCCUUGUGGAUCAUGAACCUGCCGCCCAUGGACCCAGUGCAGACGUCUGUUCAGACUGAGAUGCUGUGGCGCAUUCGCAGACUCUCCUACAAACAGCUGGGUCAUUUGAUCGACUGGGGAGCUGGUCACAAAGGAGCACAGGUCGUGGGCUUGGUAAACGCUGCACUGAAGCAGCUUGAGCUCCGGUGGACGGAGAUAGCAGACGUUAGAACCAUCAGUACUCUGAUAUCCAAAGGCGAGCGCAUGUCGCCCACUCUCCUGGAUAGACUGGAGGACAAGGCUUUGGAGUUUGCUGAAAGUUUCUCCUCAGAAGAUAUUCGUAAAGUGUGUGUGUCGUUGGCGGGACAGAGUCGGCGUUCUGUCCCUCUCCUCAGAGCUCUUUCAUACCACCUUCUGCAGAAGCCCUCUUCAGACUUCUCCACCCUGCUCAUGCUGGAUAUGGCAUUUGCAUAUGGAAAACUGAAUUUCCACCACACUCAGGUGUUUCAGCGCAUGGCCGCAGAGCUUUUACCCAGAGUCCCUGAACUCAGCCCUAUGGAAGUCGUUCGUCUUUCUAAGUCUUUUGGUUUCCUUAAAUGGCUCCAUCUUCCUCUGUUUGAGGCCUUUGCUGAGAAUUAUACUUCAAACAGUCAGAAGUACAAUAUUUAUCAACUCUCCAAUAUCAUCAUGACGUUUGCUCGACUUGGUUUCCAACCAAGCAAAGGAGAUGAGUUUUAUACAAAGGUUCACUCAUCGCUGGAGCAGUCUCUGACCAGACUGGAGCCGUUCCUGCUGACGGAUGUGGCUUGGUCCUUAUGUGUUUUGCAGCAGGCGAAGCCUCAGUAUCUGAUCCCUCUGUUACAGCAGCAGCACAUCUCCGCUCUCUCUGACAGCUCUCCAAAUCGCAGAAAUAACUACCGGUUAAAGCUUCUCCACGUCGCCGCCACGCUUCAGUUGGAACACCCAGGAUCCUUCAGCACAGCAGCCGCUCAGACCGCCCUGGACGCCCUUCCCCAUGACCCCGUCUCCCCCCUCUCCACCAUCUCCCCUCUUCAGAGCAACGUGAGAGAAAUUCUGGGCUCUCUGGUUGACGGCAGGAGCGAGGCGCUGCGAGUAGCAGUUGAUACGCUGUUGGGCUGGACGCUGGAUGGUGAGAUGAUUGUGGACGGAGACAACAAGCCUGUGAACCUGCUGUCCUUCAAAGCUCCACAUUUAAGCAGCGGAGGAGGCAAAGAAGAAUUACCCGAAGGCUUUCGAAGACUUGCGUUCGUAACUCUGGAGUUUCCAAACUUCUGCUCAAAGAGUAAAGACCUGUUGGGACGGUUCACCCUGAUGAAGAGACACCUGCUGCUGUCCGGCUUCAUCACGGUGGAGGUGCCGUAUUACGAGUGGCUGCAGCUCAAGAGCGACUACCAGAAAGUGUCAUAUUUGAAGGAUAAGAUUGGAAAAGCCGUGGCUGAAGACAUGGCCAAGUGA
This is a messenger RNA of Knipowitschia caucasica, 1965 nucleotides long. NCBI's taxonomy places the organism in Eukaryota, Metazoa, Chordata, Actinopteri, Gobiiformes, Gobiidae. The record is from the annotation of a GenBank genome assembly.